This is a messenger RNA of Oreochromis niloticus (Nile tilapia), 11516 nucleotides long. RefSeq names its product inositol polyphosphate-4-phosphatase type I Ab (gene inpp4ab). The record is from RefSeq and is a predicted model, not a curated record. NCBI's taxonomy places the organism in Eukaryota, Metazoa, Chordata, Actinopteri, Cichliformes, Cichlidae. Gene Ontology annotation, molecular function: phosphatidylinositol-3,4-bisphosphate 4-phosphatase activity. The transcript has 24 exons. Gene Ontology annotation, cellular component: cytoplasm. The coding region runs from base 284 to 3124 and encodes 946 amino acids.
UGUGCGGAGGGGGCGUGUCCGACGGCUUUGGCUGCUGCAGCCAGAAAGAAGCAGUGAAGGAAACAGUACGGCACUUUGAGGACGCUCUCCUGCCAACAGUUUGUGUUUCUGCUCGUUAAUCGGAUAUUUAAUCCUUGCACGCAGCCGAGCCGAGGUGAAGCGUUUCCUUGGCGCCGCCGUGGAUCUGCGCAGGUGGAGGGUCACAUCACAUGGGAGUGUGCGACUGCGCGCGUGACGGUGUGUGUUUAGGCCUCCUGCUGUCGCUCGCUCGUCCCAGACAGGCAUGGCGGGGGGCAGGGAGCGCAGCGGCUCAAAGACGCAGAGGCCGUGGUCGGUGUACCGAGCCAACACGCUGGAGCUGUCCAAUGAGAUGAUCAGCUUGGCGCUCGCAGGAAAUAGUCAGGACCCAGAUCAACCUGUGCUGGAAUUCAGUGUGGCAUGCACAGACCUGGUGACUCCUUCUCUGGACCGAAAACCCAACACCUUUGUAGCAGUGAGCUGCACGACACCGCCGCAGGCCUUCUGGACCAAACACGCCCAGACUGAAGUCAUAGAGGGCACCAGUAACCCCAGCUUCCUCUGCAGCAUUGCCUUCUUCCAGGACUCCAACAUCAACCAGCUGACGCAGGUCAAACUGGCUGUGUAUGAUGUGAAGGAUCGCUCGCAGGGCACGAUGUACAUGUUGGGCUCAGCACUUUUCCCUGUGAAGGAGAUACUGCAAGAGAAGAGCCACAAAUUACAGCUCGAACUGCGAUCAGCAGAGAACCAGCGGGUAGGGACCAUCACUGUGGCGGCGUGGCAGAUGGAGGAGAGAACAGAUCAGAGGAUGUCGAUGGGACGUCUGCCAGAAAGCAUCAACGGCCGGACAGUGCUGCCCGUCGACGAGAGCCUGACGGAGUCUAUGGGAGUCCGAAUCAAGUACGCCUCGUUCUGCAAAGAUACCCUGCUACGCUCAGCGUUUGGCGGCACGAUGUCGAGGAUGUACCGCUUCCCCACCACUGAUGGGAACCACCUACGAGUGCUGGAGCAGAUGGCCGAGAGCGUCUUGUCUAUAAACAUUCCCAGACAGUUUGUCAAACUGCUGCUGGAGGAGGAUGCAGCCAGGGUUUGCGAGUUGGAGGAGUUGGGAGAGUUGUCCCCCUGCUGGGAGAACCUGCGGCGGCAGAUCGUCUCUCAGUACCAGAACAUAAUACUCGCUUACCAAGAGACACUGUCUGACCUCAGUGAAUACAGAGGUCCAUCAUUCAAAGCCAGUAACCUGAAAGCAGACAAGAAGCUGGAGUUCAUGCCCACUAACCUUCACGUUCAGAGGAUGAGGGUGCAGGAUGAGCUGGGUUUUGAACAGACAUAUGAUGUGGUAACAGUUGGUGCCCCAGCCGCUCACUGCCAGGGUUUUAAGAACGGCGGUCUGAGGAAGCUCAUCCAGAAGUUCGAGGAAGCAAAGAAACACGUAUAUGAGGAGGAAUGUAGCGCCCUCUCCAGCUCUCAGUCCAUCAUCUACAUACCCCAGGACAUUGUCCGAGCCAAAGAGAUCAUCGCCCACAUCAACACGCUGAAGACUCAGGUCGGCUACUACGCCGAGAGGCUGUCUCGGGCUGCCAAAGACCGAUCGGCCAGCGGACUGGAGUGGACGCUCGCCAGUCUGGCUGAUAAGACCCGUCAGCUGGUGACAGUGUGCGACUGCAAGCUGCUAGCUUCAGCUAUUCAGGCCCUGAACGCAGCGCGGCCCGAGUACAUCGCCUCCAAAGCGUCUCCUUCCGCUGAGUCCGAACAAGUAGUGCUCCGCAACGACCAGGACACACUGACCGCAAAGUACAGUGGUCGCAACAGCCGGUCUUCACUGCACGUGGACUGGCACGAAGAGGAGUGGGAGAAGGUGUGGUCAAAUGUGGACAAGUCUCUGGAGUGCAUCAUCCAGCGCGUCGACAAGCUGCUUCAGAAAGAGAGGAGACCCAGCGUCGGCAGUCGGGACAGUACCCAGAGUGACCAGCAGGGUGGCAGCAGUAAGAAAGGCGAGUGGAGCGAGGCGCUGUACCCUCUCCUCACCACGCUCACAGACUGCGUUGCCAUGAUGAGCGACAAAGCCAAGAAGUCUAUGGUCUUCCUGCUCAUGCAGGACACCGCCCCGACGAUAGCCAUGGACGUGUCAUUGCAGUACCGCCGCGACAUUGUCUUCUGCCAAACGCUCACCGCUCUCAUCUGCGGCUUCAUUAUCAAGCUGAGAAACUGUCUCCGUGAUAACGGAUUCCUGCGACAGCUCUACACCAUCGGCCUGCUCGCUCAGUUCGAGUCCCUGCUCAGCACCUACGGAGAGGAGCUCUCCAUGCUGGAGGACAUGAGCAUCGGCAUAAUGGAUCUACGCAACGUCACCUUUAAGGUCACCCAGGCAACCAGCACCUCCGUCCCCGAGUUGCUGCCGAUCAUCACAGGGAACCGGGAUGGCUUCAACGUCCGCAUCCCGCUGCCGGGGCCCAUGUUUGAAGCCCUGCCCCGAGAGAUCCAGAGCGGCAUGCUGCUGCGGGUGCAGCCAGUGCACUUCAACGUGGGCAUCAACGAGCAGCAGACGUUGGCCGAGAAGUUUGGAGACACAUCCCUGCAGGAGAACAUAAACUCUGAGAGUCUCUCCAGACUGAACUCGUACUACGAGCAGUUCAAAGAAGUCCUGCCGGAGGACUGCCUCCCGAGGUCUCGCUCUCAGACGUGCCUUCCUGAACUGCUCAGGUUUCUCCGGCAGAACGUCAGCGCCAGGAAAAACAAGAACGUAGACAUCCUGUGGCAGGCUGCAGAGAUCUGCCGGCGGCUGAACGGCGUUCGUUUCACCAGCUGCAAGAGCGCCAAAGACCGCACAGCCAUGUCGGUCACGCUGGAGCAGUGCCUGAUCCUGCAGCACGAGCACGGCAUGGCUCCGCAGGUCUUCACGCAGGCCCUCGACUGCAUGCGCAGCAUUGGCACGAGGGAGGGGGUGAUCCAGAAGAACCUCAGCGGCUUGCUGCCGGUGCGUGACUUCCGGCUGGACCCCAGCCUCAUGUACUCCCUGCCCCUGCUGGCCCUCAGCCCCAACCUCCUGGUGGUGUGGAUCUUCCUCAGCAUGGCCUACUUCCUGGCCAAACUGCGCUGCAGCUGAGCGAGCAGCUCUACGCUGGAAGUGACCAAAUGUCAAACGUACUGCGAGGGUGGGCGGGGACUCUCCACGCUGACUCCCCAGGGUGUUUCUGAAACUGUGCCACUGACCUGUGAGAGGGGUGUAAUCAGCUCACACACACUGUCCCACCAUGACUAAGGGCUGUAUGCGACUUACGUCCCGCUUAUCAGAAGCCACGCUUUGGGCUUUUUCUUUCUUUUCUAUUGUUUAAACAUCUUUUUCUUUUUUCUAUUAAAAACCUGUCAUAGCUCAGGGGUGUCAAACUCAUCUUAUUCGUGGGCCACUAACCCAAUCCUGUAUGAUCCUAACAGGACCAGAAGGCUAACCUCUUCCCACUCCCCUAAACCUCCAAAUUGUUCUUAAUAUAAUGAAUUGAUCUGAUUUAUAAAUCUGAUAAAUGCUCUGCGAUAUCUUGAACUCCUGAGGCCCUGCGUCAUCAUACAGGGAUAUACGGUAACAUAUUUACUCUUCAUUCUUCUUAAUAAAGUGUUUAUUUAAAAAAAACCCAAAAAAAACAAUGAUUACUUUAUUCUGUUGGGUUGUCAAAGAAAUAGUGGAGUUAAGAUUAGGUUCAGCUAAUCGUAAAUCGCUAAGAGAAAUUAAAAAUGCAUCCCUAACGAGCUCAGGUUUCCGGAGGUUAAGGACAGAAUACAACGAGAAGACGUCCUCAGUCUUGCAGGUCUAGCGACCCCUGCCUGUCAACCACCAAUAGUUAUGGAAAAAUGUGUAUUGCCUGCCAGGCUGCUGGCUAAACUGGUGGCAAAGUGGGUGCUGCACUAACAAAAAAAACACCUUGUGAUUGCAGUGGUUGUAGUAGUUUACAUGUGAGAUCGUGACUUCUCUGCAAACUUGCCAAGAGGUAGCAAAAAAGUCAGAAAACCAGAAACUGAGAAGGUCGCCUUCAAAGUAAAGGUUGGGCCUUUUGAAAUGUUGUGAUGACAUUUUUUUUUGUCUCUAUUUCAAGUUUUACACCUUUCAGUUUCACUGCUGCUUAGUAAGCAGUUGCAGACAAGUUGUCUCACAUGCAAAAUAUGAGUGACUCCUGGCUAUCCAGUAGCAGCUGCAACAGUGACGUUUGUAGCGCAGCACCGUGUACGAUUUUGCAACCAUUUGGCAACCUAUUCAGUAACGCACAUUUUUCCCUAGCAACCUGUGGUUACCAGGGAUUCACCAACUGGUUUCUAGGCCUGUGUGCCUGAGGUCUUAGUGGGCUAGUUCUAUCCCACGUGUUUGACACUCCUGAUAUAUUCAUUGUGUUGCCUACACUUGAGCGUGAGACCACAUGCCAUGUUCACACUAAGCCUGCUGAAUGUGAAGUCUACAUGAUUCCAUUCAUGUGUUUUUUAGGAUCAUAUCCGUCCACGUGUACACGCCGAAAUUACCCAGAUUAUUUCCUUCUCUUCUCUUCUCUUCCCUUUUUUUUUUUUUUUUUUUUUCGUCCAGGAUUAAGAUAGCAGACACUGCUGUUUUAAACUCACGAUUCCCUUGUCACUACAGUCCUAAAAGCUGCCACGUGAUUAAUCCUUUUUUUGGGCUUUUAUGUAAAAUACUAAAUUUUAACCAUUACGAAGUCCUAAAUCUCCAAUUCUGUUUUCUUCACUGAGGUUUAACCAAACAUGCAUUUUUCUAAGACUUUACAGAAACUAAUGCUGCGAUUUUCAGAGUGUUUCUGAAAAAGCUCAGUUUUGUCCACGUGGACGGUAUUUGCCAAAAAGAGGACUUUCAAAAAAAAAAUUCAGCUGGCUCCGUGCGAACAUAUAACACAAAACCAUUAAAAGACAUUAAGAUGUUACCUUUAUUAUCCAAAUCCACUUCCAGUACUGCCUAAUGAGAGUGUAUUACUUCUUUCUUAGUGUAUAGCGCCCUCUGAUGGACAUAUUUUGCUCCUUUGUGAUGGUCAGUGAGUACUCUGCCUUACCCUUCACUGGUGGAAGGUGAAAGUUUAUUGUAAAGAGUGUAUAAUGUGUAUAAGGAUAAGCAGAUGAUAUCUAAACUUUGCUUUCAGGAAAGACCCACAGUAGCAAUCAGAUGAUUAUUUUAUUCAUGAUUUAAGCUCAGCGCAAACAGCUUAUAUCAUCAAUACAUUUUCUGGAACAUUUGGUUUAUCAUUGUCUUCCAUGUGCUUUUGCACUUGCCCUACACGCUAAUGUGGAGGUACCUAAAGCUUUUAUCUCGUGCCAAAAUGAAGCAAGUACGCGCUUGCUUAGAUAUAUAUUUUUAAGGCAGCAUUUGCUUGAUUUUGUUUCUUUUGGUCUUCCUGCUUCUAUAUAGACGGUGGAAGCAUUUUCCUGCUUCUGCCUGAGCUUUUGCACUUUCCAGCAGAUCCGGGUCUGUCUCUGUCUUUGUUUAGAUCCAGCCUAUUGAAAUGUUUGUGUGAGGCAGUGUUAGUGUUAGGAAUCACCUGAUAGCCCUGUUUAAUCAGAAAAAAUGAACUGAACCCAUUAACUGACCGUUUACUUGAUGGAUAUUAAACACGUGUCUCUUGUGCUGCUGAUAUGAAAACUCUGCUUGCUCACAUUCAUUUAGCCUAAAGUUUAAAUACCUCACAAACAAAAAGCCUCGUGAAAUGUGUGACCCAUUUUAAAAGAGGAGUUCACUGAGCAGCAGGAAUACUGCUCCAAACUGUGUCGACUAAAUGCAUAUUGGCACAAGUACAAGCAGACAAAUAAUUAUUUCGAACUCCUAGCACACCCACAAACAUAAAAAUAAAAUCAUAAAAGCUGAAAUAUCGUUGCUAGUAGACGGAACAAUCUGACAGUCUUAUAUGGAGUGUAGAGUGUGCCAAAAUAAGUAAAGUCAAUGUGAAAGCUGUUAUUUGUGUUCAAACCAGCGUUAAAAAAUAGAUGUGGAAAGAAAUAUUUAGUUAACUGGAAUAAAAUGAACAACUAGACUUUUGAAAAAGAAAAUGACUUAAAAUGAUGCAACCACAUAGCUGCCUUAAUAUAAAUAAAAAUACACUGGAAAUGUCUUUGUAGUUAAUUUGGUCUUAAUUUAAGUCUACAUAUGAUAAAUGUCUGCUGUAAAAGUUAGCAAAAUAAAAAUGACUACAACUAAUGUAAACUAAAAACUUUGUGUUUCUCUUUAAUUAAUUCCUUAUUCAAAUUAAAGCUGCACUGCUUAGUAGAUUGAAUGUCAAAAUGCUCAUUUAGUGAUUAAAUAGGCUUCCCGUUGUUUUCAUUAACUAAUGAAUUAUUUAUUCCAUCUGUCAUCAAACUAACGGUCACGGCACAUUUUAAAAUUUGUAAUCUGGCCUACCCAGAUAUGAAUCAUAUCUCAGGUCAUUGCACAUGAAUGUAGGUAUGUUCAGGCCUAUACUUUAGUGGCACAAUUUACUGUCUUUGAGUCCAGUGUUUUGUAUUUGCAAUGCACAACUUUACUGUUUCACUUUUCUCCUGCUGCUCUUUAGCUGUUUCCCCCAUGAGCUGGUGAAGACCAAAAAUGGAGCAAAAACUUUGAUUUAUCAGGUAGUCACAGUAUUAGCUCCUCAUGCUAGUAAUAUUUAUUAAAAGAAUCACAUAUUUAACUAAAAACAACCUUUUAAAUUGUACCCUUUUGAUCAGUUAAAAUUCAAGUCAGACUACACAGCAAUAAUAUGACCCACGAUUAACCAGCAUACUUUUAAUUAUCUUUUAUUGUCUUGUCCUGUAGCCUGGAUUUGCUCACUAUCAUUAAAGUGACCCUCUCAAGUUUAAAGUUUAGAUAUGAGUGGCUGUUUUUUUUCAUUCUUUUAUCUCUUCAUAGCGUCAGGUUUUUCCAGUCUGAGUAUUAUUUAUGGGUUCAGUUCAUUUAUAAGACGCCGUCACAUCCUGGCUUUCACCUGCCCAGAGGCUGAGACUGGCCAGCGAUGGCACUCUUCAGACACUUUAAUUGGUCCCAGUGUGCCAAAAUAGAUGCAGUAAGUCAGCGAUUCGACCCACAUCUGCUCUGCAGCUUUCAGGACAAUGCGGCCGAGAUCAGCUCUGUCUCGCCGACUGACAGAGCUGAUCUCUGCAUACUUCAGGAUGCAGCUUGUAACUGGAAUGUAUGAUUGUAGGAUAUUCAGGGGAAAUGUGUUUGCAUUGCUGCAGCUUGUGAACCCUUUAGAGCAUUUAUCUGUACCAGCCGAUAUGUUUUCAUAAGCUUUAUAGUGACGGUAGAGUGUUUGAUGAAUAAUGUGAGGUGUUAAGAUGCAAAGAGUUUAGGCUAUUAAAGAUGGGAUGUCUGCAUUCAUUGUGGCUUAUGCAUCCUAGAAACAACGGAACAAUACACAAUGCAGUGUGUGUCCCUCUUGUUUCAGGCAUUCUUGUGUCAAAUAUAAAGAUCCCAGUGUGAUGAUUUCUGUUAGCUGAUUAACUGUUGUUUCUAGUCUUACCUUGCCAACAGUCCAGAACCCAAAGAUAAUUUGCUUACAAACAUAUUUUUAAAAUAGAUAGCAAAUUUACCAUUAAAAAGGCAAAUAUUUGGCAUUCAUGCUUAAUAAAUGGCUAAAAUAAUAAAAAUACAUGCUGACUAAUUAAUCCACUGGAUCAUCAGUUAAUCAACUUCGUGAUUUUAUCUAACUUUAUGCACUUUUCAUAGAGCUUCCUAUAAGAAAGUUGUUUUGAUGUUUGAUAUGCCCACUGUUAAUUAUAUAAUUGUAUUAUUAUGAAGAGUCUUAUUUCCCAGUUACUAACUCCAUGGCUUCCAUGGUAUUUUGGUUAUAUUGAGAAUAAACGGGUAGUAAACGGGACCUACUUUGCUUUUUUCUUAUUUAGUUUUAAAUAUAUAUAGCCCCUUUUCCAUUAGUACCUACUCGUGUCGUCUCGCUACAAUUUACUGGGUUUUACAUUAGGUGGUAGUACCUGGUACCAGGUACCUACUCGCUCAGGAUUCCAAGCGAUCCUGGGCGAUCUAAAAAUGUGACAUCAACAGACUGCAUGCCACCGAUUGGCUCGUCAGUGGCGUCAGUCAUUAGAGCAUCUCCCUCAGGAAAAUCAAAACUGCCACUUUUAAAACCCGGCAACGAGGAAAAUGGCUUCAAAAAGCAACGCUGUGGUCCCAGAGUCUGGAAAAAAGCCACAGACAAAGCAGGAGGUAUAUCAUUGCCUCGAUGUCCACCUUUGUGGUUCUUAUCCUGUGAAGAUUGCUAUAUAAAUAAAUAAAGUAGGUGGUACUCGAUUGUAAUGGGGAAAAAAAUGAUUUGAGGCAAGUCGUGCUGUGUUGAGCCGAGAUGAACCGAAUAGGUACUAAUGGAAAAAGGGCUUAUGUGACAGGAAAUUCAUAUUAAAUGGAAUUCUUAUUAAAAACUUUCACACAGGAGAGAACAGUUGCCUGGUAACCACAGUUCACUAGGGAAAAAUUAGGGUUCCCCAACUAAUUGCGAGUGCUUGUCGGCAGUGGAAAUUGAUUGCUAACCCUGUUCAUGCAGUCAUACUGAUGGCCAGUUACCCCCUAAUUGGAAGGGGAAAGGGUGUAAUCUGUAACCAGUUGGUGAUUGGUUGCUGGGGGUUGCUUCUUGUUGCUAGGUUGUAAAGUAUAUGGGGCUCUACCGAAAACCUCCUUGUCAUUGCUUUGUAUCUGAGCAGAUUGCAACAUUUCAUGUUUCAUUGAAACCAGAAACCAGAAAAAUUUUCCUUCAAAGUAAAAGUUGUUGGUUUCAGUUUUAAAACUAAAGUUGCACUAGGGAUAAGGUUACAGAGUGCAGCACAACCAAAAUUAUGACAACUGUGGGCAUUGAACUUGCAGUGGCUAGUUGAAGACUGGGAAGCUACAUCCAGAUGAACAGAGUCAACUGUCUGGGCUUAUCUUACCUGGAUGACUGAAUGUGGAAGGACAGACCAAAGCAAUCGCAGAGAGGAUUUUGUUGCAGCGCCCUCUCUGCAACCGACUUCACGCAAUGAUAGCCAGCAACCUCAUCAAAUAUGUCAAGAAAUAGAUGAUUUCCCCUUGAAACCUGUCAGGGGUUGCUGACCAGUCUCUAGGCCUGUGUGACUGUGGCCUUAAAGAGAAAAUUAGGAACAGAAGAUGAACUGAGGGUUGCAUGAGGCACCUCUGUAAAAUAUUAAGUAUAUCUGAACUGUGAGCCAUCCAUAGCUACUGUAAUACGGUGCCCCAAUAAAAUCAUAGAGCUGGAAACAAGCAUAGUAGGUCCUCUUUAACAAUGUAUGUGGAAAGUGUGUUAGAAACCAGAAGCACUUAGAUUGUUUUACAUAUUGGAAAUCUGUAAUGUAAAAAUCAAUAUCUUUGCUUGUAAAACUAACCAUCAGCAUCGGUCGCCUCCCUAGAGUUCAGAGGCUCUGCCUCAUUAAGAUCGACCCAGUAUGGAAAUGGAUCAGACUGAAAUAGCUUCCUCUGGGGAGCUUACCCGUGCUGAUGACCUCUAAACAGUCACAUACUACAGUAAAAUGAUCCUUCCUGUAUGCUUUCUUUUGGAUCCUGAAAAUAUUGAACAUCUUUCAGACUGCUUUGAGAAAUGUUUUGUGUCACAGGAAAUGCAGUAUAUGUGCAGUAAUUUCAGUAAAAUAUCAGUCUUGUGCUUUAUAUUAAAAGAAUAGUAUUAAAUGUGGGGAUUUACUUCCUGGAAGGUUAGUGAGAUGAUUGGUACCAUUUUUAAUAAAGCAGCUAGUUAGCUUAAUUUAGCUAAUCUUAUAAAACUAAAAGUUGUUUUUAUUCUUUAAAUAUUUAACAAUCUUACAUUGUUAAUGUAAUUACAGUUGGGAUGCUGUGUAAAAUGUGAAUAUAGACAAAUUACAAUGAUUUGUAAAUCUCACACUGAUAUUUUAUUCACAGUACAACAGAGAAAACAUACAAAGUUUAAACUGAGAAAUGUUUGAGAAAAAUAUUCGCUUAAAUUGAAUUUGAUGGCAGCAACAUGACACAGUGCAGUGUUUACUCUGUGCAGCAUCCCCUCUGCUUUAGCAGCCUAUAAAUAUCUACGAACUGAGGAGACUAACUGUUAGACUUUUGGGAGAGUUCAUAUUUACUUCUGAGAAACAAUGCCCGUCUAUAAUGGUACAUUUUUGUCAGUUUAAACAUAUUUUUCAUAUGUAAAGAAAAUGGGAGUUUAUGAAAUUCGUAAGUCAUCGUAUGUCUUUAUUUACAUUUUAUGUUGUGUCCUAACUUUUUUGCUCAUAAAUGGAAUGGCCUUAAGUCCUUAAAACUGCUGGUUGGUGGAUUUUGUUUCUUUUGAACUCAGCCUGGCUAGCAUUUUAUUCCUUCUUACCCGUGUUGUCUGGUAGCUGUAAGCUAGCUUAAUGUUUUCCAGUAAGACUAAAAAUAAAGCUGAGUAAAAAGCCAGGCUUUGUGAAAAGCUACAAAAGGUAUUUUGAAAAUCCACCAGCACCCUUAAAGCUCUUUUUUUUAAAAAUCUUUAAUUAAUAUAAAAGAUGUUUUUUUAUAAACAAUAUAGCUAACUGAAGCUAACUAGCUGCUGGCGGUAGCUUAGCAUGCUAAUGUGAGUGUGGAGUCGACUUUUGUUUUAGCUCAAAUCUAGUAACAAUGCAACUACAAAUUGUCUCAAUUUAAGUGAUUAUACGCUGCUUUUGAGGUUUUUAGCAUUAGUUUUAAGGUUAUUGCUUUCUUAUCAUCUGUUAAACUACCUCUGUGAGCUUAGCAUUUAUUCAAAAAUAAAAUAAUAUCAAAACUUAUCAUCACUGAGCAGUAGGAAUGUAAGUAUUAUUGGGAAACGGUAAAAAGUUGUGGAAGUUUGAUCAAGACUAAAUGCCAGUGAGGGAUAAUGGUUUCAGAUACUUUGAACAUUAAAUCCCACUAUACCUGCAGGUGUAAUUACCCUAAAGUGCUUCCUACAAAAAUAAAUCUGUUAUAUUAUCCACCUGAAGAGAAAACAUCAGUUUGCCUUUUCCUUUGCUUUAUUUAUUUAUUUAUGUAUUUAUUUAUUUUUAGGAAAUCAGAUAUAUCAGAGAAUAUAUUUGUACUGCUGUAGAUAAACUGUAUUUAAAUGCCUGUAUUGCCAAAAUGCUUUAUUUAUCAUAUUGUUGUCUGCUAUAUGUAUACAUAUAUAUAGUCUGAGGUUAUUCCAAAGUAGAGUGUGUAUAUACUGAUUAUCAUAAUGCUUGUGCCAUAACUGUCACGCUGUCAUUACUCUUGGUCACAGCUGAACAUGACUGUUGUUGAGUUCCCUGUGAUAUGCAUAUUUAUAUGUAUUUUGUUGUGUUGUGACUGUUAGCUGUGGAUUUGAUUGCUUCUCUGUUUGCAGGUGUUUUCAAACCUCGUUUUGAAGGACUUGCACGGGUUUUGUGGCUCUCUUGUUGUUUAAGUUAGCAAACAGCAGAAAAUCAUGGUUCCAGAGUUUCUGUUCUUCUUCACCUCCAAAGGCUUUUAAUCUCGCAGAGUAUCGCAAACCCCAGAAAACCUCCCCUUUUCCUGCUCAAAUAAAUGCUUCCUGCAUCCACCUGCA